UCAAAGCGUGUUACAAUCAACAAAGCAAUCUGGUUUUUCCAUGUGUGCUUAUUAUAUUUUCUUAAUGUAACGUCGCAUGUGGCAUAUAUGUUGAACUAUCGAGACUAUAAAUGUGGUUUGUUUUGUUAGGGCGGUGAAAGAAGUUUUAAUAAAACGUAGUUGGUUUUGAAGCACGAGACAUGCGUAUUAAAGUAUCAUGGAAUGAAAAUAUGAAAUUCCAAUCUACGUUCCACCAAGAAUGCACAUUAAAAUUUGGUUUAAAAUGGUUAAGAUGCGAUGUCGACUCAUUUGUAACUAAGUUGGAGUCUUUUGAACGUAUUCAUACAGGUUAUAAAGAAGACGAAAUCACAAAGUUUAUAAAAACUGUGAAGGACUUCAAAGACAUGUUUUGCUGUGAUAAUCCAAGUUCGGCAAGUAAUGUACACGAGGAAAGAGUUAUUAUUUCUUCUAAUACUGAAGGCACUCAAAGAGACGAUAACAAAACUGCAGAACUGAAGAAUUUAUUAGCUGAAAGAGAAAAAGAAUUAAAAGAGCAAAGGGCCAAAAUCAUUGAAUAUGAAAAAGAACUUGAAGAAAGCACAACAAGUCAUCAGACAGACCUUAACAAUUUUCAACAAGAGCUCAGUAGGAGGCAGUUGUAUAUAAAAGAAAUAAAAGAAAGCUAUAAUAACGAGCGGCAUAAGAAGAAUUUACACAUAGCACACUUAAAACACAGGAAACUUUUAACUAUGUUAUGCAGCCUAAACGAACAGAAUAUCAGGGCCCAACAACUUUUAGAUGAAAUCAAAAAUUUACAAAUGAGGAAUUCAAGACUUUUGUCAUCACAAGAAGAAGGCGGUGUGCAAUUUAAGGAUAAAUACCUGCCAGGAAAAAUUGCAUCUUUGUUUAAAACACUGUUCAGGGAGCAUUAUAGUGAUGCACGAUACUUUCUGAAAGAAAAAAAUUGCACCGAUGAUCAAAUUUAUUAUCAUCUUGGAAAUGUGCUCUGGGGUGCUAUCGAAUUGACCAAGGAAGCAGUUAAAGAAGGACAGAUGGCUGCAAAGGAAGCUAUACUUAAAGCGCUUUCACUGAAACAUUGCGAGAAAAAUGAUGACAAGGAUUUACCGAAUCAAAUGGAAAAGGAAAUCUUUCGCAGACUUCGACAGUAUCCUAGUCGAGAAAAACAAAAAUAUAUAACUGAGAAAAUAAUGAAACGCUAUCAGUGGGCAGAUGGCAGUAACAAAAGCUUCAGACGUUAUGUGGAAGAAUGUGUUCGAGUCACGUGGUUAAUGAAUGCAAGCUCUCCACCAAUGUAUGCAUCAUUUGACGACCAAAAUGUUUGCAGUGAAAAGCACGAAGUACGGGAUGGUACUGGAGACAAGAUAAGAUAUUGGAUAUGGCCUUGCAUUUAUUUUUCAGAACAAGCCUACUGUAAUCACGAAGAUGUUUUGGUAAUGGGAGUAGUUGUCGCGGAGUAGAAGUUUAUCUUAUUUUGAUUACAGUAUUGUUCAUGAUACGAAUGUGGGUUACGGUCGAAGUAACUAAAAAUAAAAGUUUAAAUGAUUCAAAAUAAAAUCGUCUGAGCUAUUCAAAUGCGCAGAAAUUCUUUUCUUUGCCUAGGGAUAGGUUUCGUGUCAGGGCUACUGGUGUUGAUGAAGCAGAUUUCAUGUUUCAUGUUUUAAUAGAAUAAUGCUGUCCCUUAUAGAGUUCAAAUUUAUUCGCAAUUGCACUUCUUGAAAGUACAAUUUAAAAAGUUGCACUCCUUAUGGAAUGCUAAAACAGCAACAAAAAAAAGAGUUCCAUUUGUUUGCAUUUACUUUUUAUAUGUAAACACAUAUUUACUUCUUAUGUGCACUUGAAUAUAGCUAUGUUUAUUUUUAUUAAAUUUAACUGCAACAAAUGCAUCGUCCAAUCAAACUACUUUAAUGACUUUUAACUUGUUAAUUUUGUUAGUGUUUUCAGUUUUUCGCCCUUUUUCAAUUUCCUAUGAAAUUACACACAACGUCAUAUAGCUUCACAAUUAUUCUAAAAAUAUAUAUAUAAAAACUAAUUGAAUGCAUUUUAACGAAUAGUAAUAAAAUUCUUUAUUGUUGUUAAGUCAAAUUGUGUCCUGUUAUUUGGUUUAUUGUCUAGUUAAAAAUCGUAAUAGCACACUUCCUACUACCUACCCUUCUUAUCGCUUAGUUUGUGUUCGGUAAAUUUUAUAUAUGAUGGCCGUAAGAAGCACAUUUUGUUUAAUAAAAUAAACCAUGAUUUUGAACUUCUAAGAGAA
Molecule: messenger RNA, 2251 nt
Organism: Hydractinia symbiolongicarpus
Lineage: Eukaryota; Metazoa; Cnidaria; Hydrozoa; Anthoathecata; Hydractiniidae
Exons: 13
Coding region: 180-1457 (425 amino acids)
Biological process (GO): mitochondrial protein catabolic process; mitophagy by internal vacuole formation
Cellular component (GO): mitochondrial outer membrane
Source: RefSeq, a predicted model, not a curated record